AUACGGGUAAAAAAAAAAAAAAACACCGUCUGGGUUUAUAAAUUCCAAAGGGGUUUUAGCACGACGGCUCUUUCUCUGUUUCUGCCGGAGUGCGGCACGGCAGACCGGUGAACCUCCAGCUAUGCUCCAAAACGAAGACGUUCGCUUCACUUCAUCUGCUAUAAAACUCCCUCUAUUCUCUCCUCCUCCUCUACACCACCAUACCCCUAACCCAUUCUUCACCAAUCUUCACUUAAUUUUACAAAAUUUCCCCAAAUUCCCACACCCAUUUCGUCAAAAUCUCAAUCCCAAAGAUUCAUUUUUGCAAACCUUAUCCAAAUUCCAACACCCAUUUCAUCAUAAGUUCAAUCCCCAAAAUGCAAUUCUUCAAUUUUUAAGAAAACCCAUCAACCCAUUUUCCUGGAAUUUAUCAAAUACUCCACCUUUACUUUGCUGUGCAUCAAUCGCAUUGAGUCAGAGCAACUUCGAUGACUCUUCAAGUUUGAGUCCGAAAACGGGGAGUGGGAACGAGGAGAGAGUACUGAUAAGUGAAGUCUUAGUUCGAAGCAAAGAUGGUGAAGAACUUGAAAGGAAGGAUUUGGAGAGUGAGGUAUUGAAUGCACUCAAAGCGUGUCGACCUAAUUCGGCGCUUACUGUGCAAGAAGUACAAGAGGAUGUGCAUAGGAUCAUUGCUAGUGGGUACUUUUGCUCUUGUAUGCCUAUUGCUGUGGAUACUAGAGAUGGUAUUCGUCUGGUAUUCCAGGUAGAACCAAACCAAGAGUUCCAUGGUUUGGUGUGUGAAGGAGCCAAUGUGCUUCCAGCGAGGUUUAUAGAGGAUUCUUUUCGAGAUGGAUAUGGAAAAAUUGUCAAUAUCAAGUGGAUAGAUGAAAUAAUAAGCUCUAUAAAUGGUUGGUACAUGGAGCGGGGUCUUUUUGGAGCGGUAUCGGGCGUAGAAAUUCUCUCUGGAGGUAUGAUUAGGCUAGAGGUUUCUGAAGCAGAGGUGAAUAACAUAGCCAUCCGUUUCCUUGAUAAGACUGGUGAGCCAACUGUAGGGAAAACGAGGCCUGAAACUAUACUUCGGCAACUUACUACAAAGAAAGGGCAGGUUUACAGCAUGCUUCAAGGGAAAAGAGAUGUGGACACUGUCUUAGCUAUGGGCAUUAUGGAAGAUGUUAGCAUUAUUCCCCAACCUGCUGGAGGUCACUGCAAGGAAGAAAAAGUUAAGGAUACCAGGGAAAAUCCUUUAUUAGACACUGGUAAGGUAGACUUAGUUAUGAACAUUGUCGAGCGUAAGAUUGGGGGUGGUAUUUCUGCCGGUGGUGGAAUUUCAAGUGGGAUCACAAGUGGACCCCUUGCUGGACUGAUUGGCAGUUGUGCUAUAUACCACAAGAAUCUUUUCGGAAGAAAUCAAAAGCUGAAUUUGUCACUAGAGCGGGGACAAGUUGACUCAGUCUUUCGGAUAAAUUACACAGAUCCAUGGAUUGAAGGAGAUGAUAAGAGAACUUCAAGAUCAAUUAUGAUACAGAAUUCGAGGACACCUGGCACACUUGUUCAUAGUCAACCCGAUGGUAGCCUGACAAUAGGACGUGUCACUGCCGGGAUUGAAUACAGUAGGCCAUUCAGGCCAAAGUGGAACGGGACAGCUGGAAUCAUAUUUCAGCGUGCUGGUGCUCGGGAUGACAAGGGGAGUCCUAUUAUAAGGGACUACUACAGUAGUCCACUUACUGCAAGUGGCAACACUCACGAUGAUAUGUUACUUGCCAAACUUGAGACUGUCUAUACUGGUUCCAGUGGCCCUGGUUCUUCAGUGUUUGUUUUCAACAUGGAUCAGGGCCUUCCUGUGUGGUCAGACUGGUUAGUUUUCAACAGAGUCAAUGCUCGUGCUAGAAAAGGAUUGGUAUUAGGUCCUAUGCAUCUUCUCCUAAGCUUCUCUGGUGGUCAUAUGGUCGGUAAUUUUCCGCCUCAUGAAGCAUUUGCGAUUGGUGGAACCAACAGUGUAAGAGGAUAUGAAGAAGGGGCAGUCGGCUCCAGCCGGUCUUAUGUGGUUGGCUGUGGUGAAAUUUCAUUCCCUCUGAUGGGGCCAGUAGAAGGGGCUGUAUUUGCUGAUUAUGGUUCAGACCUUGGAUCUGGUCGAAGUGUUCCUGGUGAUCCUGCUGGACCAAGACGAAAACCUGGAAGUGGAUAUGGAUGCGGGGUUGGUAUUUGCGUAGACUCUCCAUUGGGACCAUUAAGACUGGAGUACGCCUUCAAUGACCAGCGGACUGGGAGGUUUCACUUUGGGGUUGGCCUAAGGAACUGAUACUAUUAGGAUCUGCAAUAUUAUUUAUACACAAAAUGUGAUUGAUCUAAAUGUUUAGUGAGCCAUCAUAUUGUUCAUUAAUUUCUUGCCACCUUCCAGUGGUUACAGAUGAUGGAAGUAACAAAGCAGAAAUUUGAAAAUGAACACAAUAUGUCAAUAUAUGAAUUGUGGUGUAUUCUCAUUGACUUGUUGAGAAAAAAGAAACAAGAUGAUCCCCCUUUUUAAAGUUGCA
This is a messenger RNA of Solanum dulcamara, 2510 nucleotides long. RefSeq names its product outer envelope protein 80, chloroplastic-like. Gene Ontology annotation, cellular component: outer membrane. The coding region runs from base 122 to 2278 and encodes 718 amino acids. The record is from RefSeq and is a predicted model, not a curated record. Gene Ontology annotation, biological process: chloroplast organization; embryo development ending in seed dormancy. NCBI's taxonomy places the organism in Eukaryota, Viridiplantae, Streptophyta, Magnoliopsida, Solanales, Solanaceae. The transcript is spliced from 17 exons.